Chlamydomonas reinhardtii is the source of this 1810-nucleotide messenger RNA. RefSeq lists its product as uncharacterized. NCBI's taxonomy places the organism in Eukaryota, Viridiplantae, Chlorophyta, Chlorophyceae, Chlamydomonadales, Chlamydomonadaceae. The transcript is spliced from 5 exons. Gene Ontology annotation, biological process: response to metal ion. The record is from RefSeq and is a predicted model, not a curated record. Gene Ontology annotation, molecular function: copper ion binding. Bases 349 to 1089 code for a protein of 246 amino acids.
UCCUUUUGAGACUAGUUUUGGCGGUCCAUGAGCUUCCUGGCUCGUUUGGACCAAUCUACGAGCAUGAACUUGUAACAUCAAUCAUAACAUCAAUCGUAAGCUGAACGUAGUCACACAACUGAUAUACAAAUAUAGCCACAUUCAUGCCAUCUGUUGCUCUGUCGCCGCGCUCACUCGGCACGCUCGCGCUCCUACUCGCGCUCCUCGGCUGCUCUCUUGCCUGGUUCUUUUCCCUGUCCGUGCCUAACACUGGACCCACCCAGCCGCUCAGCUAGCCAGUCGCUCCACAGCUUUUGGGCGUUUGGCCGCAGUCUCAUAGACGCACCGAAGCUUACAUCGCAGUCAGCCAUGUCCUCCCGCAUUGCGCUCAGCCGCGCGCUAGGCCGGUCCUCCAGUGUGCCCACCGGACCCGCACGCCCUAUCCGCCAUCCACGCCUGACCCACGAUUUCGCCUGCAUGGCCUGCGCUCAGCCGGUUGUCGCCAGCAGUGGCGCUGCCGCCCGCUUUGUCUCGGGCCCGUCGCGGCGCGUGUCUCGCAGCCAGCUGCUGGGGGCCGCGGGACACAUGCUGGGGCUGGGGGCCGCAGUGCAGCUGCCCGCAGCUACGCUAGCGCCACGCAGCUCGGCGGCCUUCGCAGGAGCAAGCGGAAGUGGCAGCGCUCUCUUGCGCACAGCAGUAGCUGCGAUGUCAACGGCGGCGGCGGGCGCGGGCGCUACCGGCGCCUCACCGACUGGGGCAAUCGUGGUAUACGUAACAGUGCCCAACGCAGAGGUGGGCGAGGCGCUGGCGGGCAAGCUGGUGGAGGCCAAGCUGGCGGCGUGCGUCAACAUCCUUCCGGGCGUCACCUCAAUCUACUUCUGGGACGGCAAGGUGAACAACGACGCGGAGCUGCUCCUGAUCAUCAAGAGCCGCGAGGACCUGCUGCCGGAGCUGACGGCGUUUGUCAAGGCCAACCACCCGUACGACGAGCCGGAGGUGAUUGGGCUGCCCAUCCUGGGCGGCUCGCCCUCCUACCUUCAAUGGCUGAUGGACAGCACCAACAAGGGGGCGCCUGCGCAGCAGGCGCAGCAGGCGCAGCAGGCGCAGUAGGCGGGGGCUGGAGCGCUAAACAACGCCAACAGGGCGGCGCAGCUUGCGGGCGCAGUAGGCGGGGACUGGAGCGCCCGCCAGGGCUUGGAAGAAGAGCCGGCACGGGACAUUCACAAUAAUCAUAGGGGAGAAAGAUUGCUGCUGGAAUCCCCACGGAUAUGAUGGACAAGUACCUGGAACCGCGAUUGGUGGAGAGGAGGUAGAACAGGCGCCCCUUGCGGGUAGAAAGCGUUGCAAAGGCGUGAGCGGCGGCCGCGACGGCUGCAACGACGCCAGCCGUUGCCGCUGUGGUGUCGCUGGUGUUUUGGCGGCCUUGUUUUUGUUUCCAUGGCCUUGGAAGUGCGGAGAGACGCGGGCGGGAGAUGGCCUGUCUGUGCGGCUGGGUGGUGGCGCCAGCGGCCGCCGGAACGCCCGCGCGCUGCCAUUGUUGUGUCCAAGGGAAAUGACACGCGCUGUGUCACUGCAGACUUGGCGUGCACGAGUAUGGCGUGUUGAACUUGCCGCGUUGCCGCAGAUCCUGGCUGGGUACUUGCGUUGGUGUGUUACGCUGCUAUGCACUGGCCUCCGACUAGGUACUGGCGCAGUUGGGCUGAGUUACGAGCGAGUUAGGUUGCAUGCCCCAACGGAUGGCGGUCGGGUGCUGGCUGGCAGGUGUGUGUCAGGGGUGUGUCCGAUUGUCCGAAGCUGCAGAUGCUGCUGCACUUGACGAGCGACUUUGCAA